Cucumis melo (muskmelon) is the source of this 900-nucleotide messenger RNA. Its product is annotated as NAC domain-containing protein 90. The transcript is spliced from 3 exons. The coding region runs from base 62 to 673 and encodes 203 amino acids. Gene Ontology annotation, molecular function: DNA binding. NCBI's taxonomy places the organism in Eukaryota, Viridiplantae, Streptophyta, Magnoliopsida, Cucurbitales, Cucurbitaceae. The record is from RefSeq and is a predicted model, not a curated record. Gene Ontology annotation, biological process: regulation of DNA-templated transcription.
GUACGUAUAUAUAACUACACAAUGUAUGUAAUCAAUCUCUAAUUAACAGAUAAAAAAGAAAAUGGAUCAUGAGGCAAUUCGUGAAGAAGAAGAAGAAGAAGAAGAAGAAGAUCAGAUUCUACCGGGGUUCCGAUUCUUUCCGACGGAAGAAGAAUUGGUACUGUUCUAUUUGCACAACCAACUUCAGGGGUGGCGUAAGGAUAUCCACCGUGUGAUUCCGGUGGUUGACAUUUACGAGAUCGAACCAUUCAAUCUCUCAAGGUAUUCAGGAGAAAGGUGUAGGAGGGACAGUGAGCAAUGGUUUUUCUUUGUGAAGCAACAAGAGCGAGAAGCGAGAGGAGGGAGAGCAAAUAGAACAACGUCGUCGGGCUCUGGGUAUUGGAAGGCGACGGGGUCUCCGACUUACGUGUACUCGUCGGAGAAUCGGGUGAUUGGAGUUAAGAAAACGAUGGUGUUUUAUAGAGGAAAAGCUCCGACGGGAACUAAGACUAAGUGGAAAAUGAAUGAAUAUAAAGCCAUUCAAGACAUUAUUCCUCCUCAUUACCCUUCCUCUUCUACUCCCAUUCCUCAGUUACGACAUGAGUUCAGUUUGUGUCGAGUUUAUGUGGUGUCAGGAAGUUUUCGAGCAUUUGAUCGACGGCCAUUAGAAGUUUACAAUCGAUCAGUACUAUAAAACAAGAUCAUAUAUACACACGACAACCUUUCUUUUACAUUUGGAUUAUCUCAUGAAUCCAAGAUGGUUGAUCAUUUUUUUUUCUAUUUUGUGAUAAUAAUAAUGACAAUACCCAAUACAUCCAUUUUUCUCAUUUGUUUUUUCACCAUGAAAAUAAAGCAAAAAGGAGUCGUUAUAAUUAAUUAUGUACGGAAGUUGACUGAUUAAAAUAAAAGUAUAUUAUUUUU